Diatraea saccharalis (sugarcane borer) is the source of this 1830-nucleotide messenger RNA. NCBI's taxonomy places the organism in Eukaryota, Metazoa, Arthropoda, Insecta, Lepidoptera, Crambidae. The record is from the annotation of a GenBank genome assembly.
AUGACCACCACAAGACAACAGGCCCACCGCCCUCGCUGGCACGGCCGCUACUCAGGCUACUCCCGAGGCGCCCGUCCAGCCCGAACCGCGCCGCCGCUUCUCGUCUUACCGACGAGGCGCCGGCCCGGAGCCCUUACAAGACUCCCUCUAAAAGAGGGAAACCCCCAGAACGCGACUCAGAAAAGAGGGUCGAACCCACCUCCUCCCUGCCCGUCAGCCGCUACCCGGAAUAAGUCCAGGACGCCUGACGGGCUCCUCACUGUGCAGGGUAACAAAGGGCCACCGCCUGCGGACGUGACAACUUGUCCCCCGGCUGGUACACCUGCUUUGAUAUUUUAUGAUACAGAAACUAUCGCAGCGUCGAACACAGAGGAUACCUCGCCUCAGUUGGUGGAGAAUGGUUUACGUAUGUUAUUACAAUUGAUAACAAGUUGGAAAAACGGUGAGCCGUCUUCUAAUACUAUUACGGGAGCAGGGGUCAAGCAGGAAGCUUUGGCAGCCGUGGUGCGCGGCGCUGAAGCCCUAGGGCUCGUUAUGUUGUGUCAAUGCAAACCAUACCCACGACGACUCGCCGUACACGUGUUAAGAGAGACUAAGUGCUUGCUAGAGAAGUUGCAGUUGACAGGCGACGAACCAGCAUUGAUAGACGCAGCGGACGAGCAUGUACCACAGUUAGCAGAACGAUGUCUGCCUCUAUUGCCGCCCGCUGAGAAACAGGCCGUGCUCGCUGUCUCACAGCCCGAUCUAGUCUGGGUAGCAGAAAGGAGUCACGCCGUUUGGACAGCCAGUACUCAGCAUGAUGAAACUUCUACCAAAAAUAGUUGGAGUGGCAGCGCAUCCAAUGGUGCUGACCCAUGGAAGGUGAUAUUGUUCGGUUUACUCGAGCGUUCUCGUGUACCGGCUCGCUGCCCUUCCACUAUACUGCAGGCGUGGCCAAUACUCCACGCGAGGAUACAUGCACUGUUCACCAUAAUAGAGCCCGCGCCGGUGAACGACAAUCGCGCGUCUCUAUUAUCUCGAGGACCAACGCUGCCUAGAAAGCCAGAGAAAGAAAGAGAUGGAUAUAUGCAGGUGUGGAAAUACUACAUGACAAUGGCUUAUCUUGUUGUACCAGCGGUACCGAGUCCCGUAAUAAGAUGUGCGAGUCCAGAUCUCAGUUUAAGUGGCACAGAGCAGGAGGGCUGGCUGGGGGGCGGCGCCCUGGGUUCGUCGAGCGAGAGCCUCAACGCGGGCGGGUUCUUCACGCUGCCCCUGAGCUAUGCGCGCGCGCACAGGCACAAACGUACAAGGUGGAUAACGCCCAACAUGCACGACGACUACGACGCAUCUAUUUGGGCGUUAAGCUCCUCAUCACCUGACUCACUGAGUGAGCGCAGUGGGGGUGAAGCACGAGGGGCUGCGGCAUCGCCUAGCUCCCUGCAUAAGCUGGCAGUGCCAUUGGCGCGAUGUGAAGUACCGGAAGUCCGGGAUGCUGCAAUUGCCGCUUGCGGUAAUAUCAAUCCGGAUGCUCUCAAGGACUUAAUGGAAGAAUUGGUGCCGUUAUUAAGAGAAGCAGUGGAUCGUAAACAGGAGAACAUGCGCCGACGCCGGCGACGUGAUGCUCUACGGCUCAAUCUUAACAAGAUGCUUCUCCUGAUCGCGCAGAAAAAGACGUUUGCUACUAGCCCUUUUGCUUUAGAAGGUGGCAGCUUACACCCCUCGUUGACUGAGUACUUAGACGGAGUGAGGCAAAGCCUGGAAGUCGAGGCGGAGAAGGACGCUCCAGCUGCUCGUGAACAACGGCUCACUAACUUAAUACAGGAACUCUUCUGGUAUGGAAAAAAAAACUAA